GCCACAGUAUUACAAGCUUUUAGACGAAUGUGUUUCUCAGGUAGUUCUACAGAAAAAUGGAUCUGACCCAGACUUCAAAUGCAGAAAAAUCUCUCUGGAUGUGGAGCAUUUAAUAGACAACUUGAUCGACAAAACCAAAGUACAAAUCAGCGAAACCAAAGCUGCGGAAUUGGAAAAGAAGCUUGAUUCGGAGUUGACAACUCGCCAUGAACUACAGGUGGAAAUGAGGAAAAAGGAAACAGAUUUUGAAGUGAAACUCUCAGAACUUCAAGCAAAGCAACAGGUGCUAGAAACAAAUAAAAUUGAGGUGGAGACUGAAUAUAAGAAACUGCUGAAUGAGUAUAGUCGACUAAAGGAUGAG
Molecule: messenger RNA, 361 nt
Organism: Rhincodon typus (whale shark)
Lineage: Eukaryota; Metazoa; Chordata; Chondrichthyes; Orectolobiformes; Rhincodontidae
Product: protein diaphanous homolog 1-like
Exons: 3
Biological process (GO): actin filament polymerization
Cellular component (GO): actin filament; cytoplasm
Molecular function (GO): actin binding; microtubule binding
Source: RefSeq, a predicted model, not a curated record